AUGCCGUCCGAACACUCCCCCCGCAAUGUGCGCUUCUCCAACGGCGAGGAAGACGCACGCGCCGAGCUCAUCAAGUCGCCACGAUCCUCCGCCAUCGCAGUCCUCGAGUCCAGCAAUUCCCUUUCCUCCGCCGAAUCCCCCAACGGUGAUCCUCACGCCGCCGAACGCCACGACGAACUGCCAGCCCUCUCCGUAUACGACCCGGCCCAUGCCGGCUCCAUGACCUCUCUCGUCCAGACGGCACUCACCAACGGAACCAGCAGAAGCAUGCGCUCCUCGACGGGGGACCUCAACGGCGGUCAUUACGUUGCCGUCAACGGCAGCUCCCUCAAAUCCAACACCAGGCCCGGCGGUCCUGCGAGGACACCUUCGAGCACAUAUGCCCCCCAGAGGCGGCCCCAACCCGCACCGUCCUUCAUCGAGUCGGUCCGCAGCUCUCGCUCACGGCCCCGUCCCAGCGAGCGCUUCCGCCAGCAGGAGAGAGCCUACGUGCAGCGUCUGAGGCAAGACUACGGCGACGGCUACCCCUUUGACGGCUACACCAACGGCAUGAACCAGGGCGAUUCCGACUCGGAAGGCGAGACGCCCUCGUCCGAUGGCCCCUACGAAGAUCGAUAUGAGCAGGAGACCAUCAUGUUCUACGGCAACGACGACCUUCAGCCCACCGACGAGGACGUCAAGGACCCCGCAAACCGUGAGCGACUCGAGUGGUACGGCAUGUUGGAGGCCGUCCUCACCGGCGACGUCGUGCGCCAGGAGAAGAAGCGCCUCAUCGGGUCUGGCGAGCCAGCCGUCGGCGAGUCGGCCCAGAAGAACGAGUUGUGGCUGGGCAUCCGGUCCAAGGUCUGCGGCCGCCACCUGUCCGUCCAGAAAGCGAAUGGUCGAGGAAGCGCGCGGCGCCCUCGGGCCGCACACUCGACGACAUCAUCAACUUCACCGUCAGGGCGAGAGCGAGGUCGGAAAGCCACCGCCACGAGCAGUUCUGCCAAGUCGCCUCUGUUCGAGGAGGCCUACGAGUCCAUUGUCUCGUGGCACAACACAAACGAGCUCAUCGCCAUUGAGCUUGCCAUUCUCAAAAAGUGGGUGGGCAACGAUGAUCUGGACUUUUCCCGGACACGCCAACGCUCUCCCGUUGGCAACGGCAUCCCCGACGAGACCUCCUUCCUCGAUCGGCUCAUGAAGGAAGACGGCCUCAAGUCGCUCUACGACGAGGACCGCAACGACGACAAGCACAAGGUCGUCCAGAAAGGCAUGCUCGCCGGCAUCUCCACCGUCAUCAACAAGUCGAAGGAGACGCUGAUCCGCAACUUUGCCGCCUUCCAGAAACGCCACCUUCCGCCGUACAUCGAGGAGCUCCUGACCCUCAUCAGCUUCCCGUCCCGCCUCAUUGAAGAGAUCAUCAAGAUGCGACUCGCCUACGCCAAGAAGGUGAAGGAGUCGGCGCAACAAAACUCGCUGAUGCAAGACCAGAUGAUCUCGCAGUUCCAAACCCUGCUCCAGCUGGCCAUCCGCAUCAAGCUCGAAUACCUGGCCAUCGCCCAGCCCGAACCCGGCUGGGACCUUCCGCCCAUGAUCGAUGACUCGUUUGACCAGGUCGUCUUGGAUGCCCUGAAAUACUACUUCAAGAUGCUCAACUGGAAGCUGAGCGGCAACAAGAACACGUUCAAGGAGGCCGAGUUGCUGUUCGCAGAGUGGGGCUUCGGCAACGAGAUCGGAAGCCACUUGCAGGGUGGCAAUGUCGAAGUCGCCGAGCAGUUUAGCUCUCUGACCUUCAAAGCCCUCAACCGACUGAGCAUCACCUUUGAGCGAGAGCUGCAGGUCAAGCCGAGGGAAACCGUGGCCGAGAUGAGCAAGCGAUACAAGCAAUGUCUCGACUCUGUGCGGGUGCGUCAGCGUAUGCUGCAACGCUUCUCCAGAAUGUUGAGCGACAACUACGAGAAUGCUUCCGACUUUAGCAUAGCAUACACACCAGACAAGCUGCGCGAGUUUUACGACAGACUCAUCACGUCUGGCCACGUCCAAGUGUUUACCGACCUGUACGAGCAAGAGGGCAUCUUCAUCAUCGCUUCCUCCUCCCUGGCUGAGCGACAUGAGGACAUCCAGUCGAUACUCGGGUUCACGUCGGCUGACCAGUUCCUCGACGAUGGCAGCGACCCGUAUCUGCUGAUUCUCCGACCCGAAGACCCGCCUCACUGGUUCGGUGAUGUCGUGCCCUUGGCUGUCCGGGAGCGGAAUAUUGACCUCAAAAAGGGCCAUGUGCGUCUCGUCGCUGCGGGCACAGAGGCACGGCUCGCCAGUGCGCGCAGAGCGUUCCUCGAGUCUGUCGACAUGCAUGUCGAUCUCGUCGUCGAGUCACGAUCCAAUCUGCACAAAGUCAACACGAGGUUGAUGGAGAUUCGCCGCGUCGCCUACAAGCUGUCCAACAACUUCAUGGACAGUGUCGAGACGAUCCGCAAGCAGACAGUGGGCAAGGACUGCCAGGAGCUCAUCCAGACAUGCUUCAUCUUCGCGACCGAGUUUGGUCAGCGCUCCCUUCUCUACAUGGACAGCAACAGGAAACAGAUGAACAACCUCAAGCUGACCAAGCUCGCGCUGGACUGGGUGUCGUUCAUCUGCGACGACUGCAUCGCGUCCGACCGCAAGACAUUCCGCUGGGCCGUGCUGGCCCUGGAAUUCGCCAUGAGCAUGACCAGGGGCCGCUCCAUUCUCGCGCUGGGCGAAGACGAGUAUGCGAAGCUGCGGUCCAAGGUGGCUGGCUGCAUGUCCCUGCUCAUCUCGCACUUUGACAUCAUGGGGGCGCGGUCCAACCUCGCAGCACAGGCCGAAAAGGAGCGCGUCGAACUUUUGUUUGGCCAGUACAGGCGUCUUGACAAGAACAGCAUGAUGGACGACGACAAGGCUUCGCAGUACAUCACGGAGCAGCGCGUCGAAAAGCUCGAGCACGUGGAUGAGACGAGGCGCACGAGGGAGGCCGAACGCCAGGCGCUGGGACGCGUUCUGGAGGCCAACAAUGAGGUCGAUCGGUCGUUGGCCUACCUCUCUUCUUCGGCGACCAAUGUCACGAUGCGCUGGCAGCAGGGGCACUUUGUGGGCGGAGGUACUUUCGGAAACGUCUACGCGGCCAUGAACCUGGACUCGGGCCACCUCAUGGCUGUCAAGGAGAUCAGGCUGCAAGAUCCGAAGCUUAUCCCGACCGUUGCCGAGCAGAUCAAGGACGAAAUGGGUGUUCUGGAAGUGCUGGACCACCCCAACGUCGUAUCCUACUACGGCAUCGAAGUCCACCGCGAUCGCGUCUACAUCUUCAUGGAGUUCUGCGACGGAGGCUCCCUCGCGCACCUUUUGGAGCACGGCCGCAUCGAGGACGAGCAGGUCAUCAUGGUCUACACGCUGCAACUCCUAGAGGGACUGGCGUAUCUCCACGAAAGCGGCAUUGCUCAUCGCGACAUCAAACCUGAGAACAUACUCCUUGACCACAACGGCAUCAUCAAGUACGUCGAUUUUGGCGCUGCCAAGGUCAUUGCGCGACAGGGCAAAACACUCAUUCAAGCCAUGGACGAGGCGAAGCCCAAUAAGUCCAUGACCGGCACGCCCAUGUACAUGUCUCCCGAGGUCAUCAAGGGUGAAAACCCUGGCCGCGCCGGAGCCGUGGACGUCUGGUCCCUCGGCUGCGUCAUCCUCGAGAUGGCCACCGGCCGACGCCCCUGGGCCAACCUCGACAACGAGUGGGCCAUCAUGUACAACAUUGCGCAGGGCAACCCCCCUCAGCUGCCUGGCACCGACCAGCUCAGCCCGCAAGGCAUUGAUUUCCUCAAGGGCUGCUUCCUGCAGGAUCCGAAGAAGCGCAUGUCGGCUGUCGAGCUGCUCCAGCACGAGUGGAUAAUGACCAUCCGCAACCAGGUCGUCGAGCCGGCGACACCGAGCGACGGAAGCGUAGCGACGCCCGCGUCCAGCGUUUCGAGGGCCAACACGGGUGAUGGCUUCUACUAG
Verticillium dahliae VdLs.17 is the source of this 3987-nucleotide messenger RNA. Its product is annotated as serine/threonine-protein kinase SSK22. The record is from RefSeq and is a predicted model, not a curated record. NCBI's taxonomy places the organism in Eukaryota, Fungi, Ascomycota, Sordariomycetes, Glomerellales, Plectosphaerellaceae. The transcript has 3 exons. Gene Ontology annotation, biological process: protein phosphorylation. The coding region runs from base 1 to 3987 and encodes 1328 amino acids. Gene Ontology annotation, molecular function: protein kinase activity; ATP binding.